Parasteatoda tepidariorum (common house spider) is the source of this 2937-nucleotide messenger RNA. NCBI's taxonomy places the organism in Eukaryota, Metazoa, Arthropoda, Arachnida, Araneae, Theridiidae. The record is from RefSeq and is a predicted model, not a curated record.
GCAGGAUCUGGAUCUGGGGCAGGAACCGGAGGCUACAGUCAAGGAACAGGUCAAGGUUACGGUACUGGUUCUGGAUCAGCUGGAGCAUAUUCAGUUGGAACUGCAUCAGCCAGUGGAGCAGCAUCAUCCCAAAUUUCACAAACCCAGAAUGUAGUUACGACUACUCAAACAGAAAAUGUAAUUUCUAGAGCAGGUAGUGCAGGCAGUGCUGCAGCCUCAGCAGGAGCAGGAGGUUAUGGACAAGCAGCAGGUCAAGGAUAUGGAUCUGGAGCAGGAUCUGGAGCUGGAGCAGCAGCAGGUUAUGGACAAGGAGCAGGUCAAGGAUAUGGUGCUGGUGCCGGAUCUGGCGCCGGUGCAGGAGCUGCAGCCGGAGCAGGAGCAGCUGGAGGCUAUGGACAAGGUGCAGGUCAAGGAUAUGGUGCUGGUGCAGGAUCUGGAGCCGGUGCAGGAGCAGGAUCUGCAGGAGGAUACGGACAAGGAGCAGGUCAAGGAUCUGGAGCAGGUGCUGGUUAUGGACAAGGAGCUGGUCAAGGAUAUGGUGCUGGUGCAGGAUCUGGGGCAGGUGCAGGAGCCGCAGCUGCAGCAGGUGCAGGAGCAGCAGGAGGUUAUGGACAAGGAUCAGGUCAAGGAUAUGGUACUGGCGCAGGGUCUGGAGCCGGUGCAGGAGCUGGAGCUGGAGCAGGUGCAGGAGGAGGUGCUGGUUACGGACAAGGAGCUGGCCAAGGAUAUGGUGCUGGAGCCGGAUCUGGGGCAGGUGCAGGAGGAGCUGGAGGCUAUGGUCAAGGAUAUGGUGCUGGAGCAGGUGCAGGAUCUGGAGCCGGUGCAGGAGCAGCUUCAGCAGCAGGUGCCGGAGCAGGAGCAGCGGGUGGUUAUGGACAAGGAGCAGGUCAAGGAUAUGGUGCUGGAGCAGGAGCCGGAUCUGGAGCCGGGGCAGCAGCAGGAGCAGGUGCAGGAUCAGGAUCAGGAAGCGGUGCUGGCUAUGGACAAGGAGCUGGUCAAGGAUAUGGUGCUGGUGCAGGAUCUGGUGCCGGAGCAGGAGCAGCAGCUGCAGCAGGUGCAGGGGCAGGAUCUGCUGGAGGUUAUGGACAAGGAGCAGGUCAAGGAUAUGGUGCUGGAGCAGGAUCUGGGGCAGGUGCGGGAGCAGCAUCUGCAGCAGGCGCUGGAGGAGCUGGAGGUUAUGGACAAGGAGCAGGUCAAGGAUAUGGUGCUGGUGCAGGAUCUGGAGCUGGUGCUGGAGCAGGAUCUGGAACUGGAGCAGGUGCAGGAAGAGGUGCUGGUUAUGGACAAGGAGCUGGUCAAGGAUAUGGUGCUGGUGCAGGAUCUGGAGCCGGUGCAGGAGCAGCUUCUGCAGCAGGGGCCGGAGCUGGAGCAGCAGCUGGAGCAGGAGCAGGAAGUGGUGCUGGCUAUGGUCAAGGAGCUGGUCAAGGAUAUGGAGCUGGUGCAGGAUCUGGUGCUGGUGCAGGAUCUGGAGCCGGUGCAGGAGCAGCUUCUGCAGCAGGGGCCGGAGCUGGAGCAGCAGCUGGAGCAGGAGCAGGAAGUGGUGCUGGUUAUGGACAAGGAGCUGAUCAAGGAUAUGGUGCUGGUGCAGGAUCUGGAGCCGGUGCAGGAGCAGCAGCUGCAGCAGGAGCUGGAGCAGGAUCUGCUGGAGGUUAUGGACAAGGAGCAGGUCAAGGAUAUGGAGCUGGAGCAGGAGCAGGAUCUGGGGCAGAUGCGGGAGCAGCAUCUGCAGCAGGCGCUGGAGGAGCUGGAGGUUAUGGACAAGGAGCAGGUCAAGGAUAUGGUGCUGGUGCAGGAUCUGGAACUGGUGCUGGAGCAGGAUCUGGAGCUGGAGCAGGUGCAGGAAGAGGUGCUGGUUAUGGACAAGGAGCUGGUCAAGGAUAUGGUGCUGGUGCAGGAUCUGGAGCCGGUGCAGGAGCAGCAGCUGGAGCAGGCGCAGGAGCAGGAAGUGGUACUGGCUAUGGACAAGGAGCUGGUCAAGGAUAUGGUGCUGGAGCAGGAUCCGGUGCUGGUGCUGGUGCAGGAUCUGGAGCUGGUUCUGGAGCUGGAGCAGGUGCAGGAAGAGGAGCUGGCUAUGGACAAGGAGCUGGUCAAGGAUAUGGCGCUGGUGCUGGAGCAGGUGCAGGAGCUGCUGGAGGAUAUGGACAAGGAGCAGGUCAAGGAUCUGGUUCUGGUGCUGGAUCUGGGGCAGGUGCAGGAGCAGGAAGUGGUGCUGGUUAUGGACAAGGAGCAGGUCAAGGAUAUGGUGCAGGAUCAGGGGCUGGUGCAGGAGCAGCAGCUGCAGCAGGCGCAGGAGGAGCUGGUGGUUAUGGACAAGGAGCAGGUCAAGGAUAUGGUGCAGGUGCUGGAUCUGGUGCCGGAGCAGGAUCUGGAGCUGGUGCAGGAGGUGGAGCAGAUGUAGGAAGAGGAGCUGGCUAUGGACAAGGAGCUGGUCAAGGAUAUGGUGCUGGUGCAGGAUCUGGAGCCAGUGCAGGAGCAGCAGCCGGAGCAGGUGCAGGAGCAGGAAAUGGUGCUGGCUAUGGACAAGGAGCUGGUCAAGGAUAUGGAGCUGGAGCAGGAUCUGGUGCUGGUGCUGCAGCAGGAUCUGGAGCUGGUGCAGGUGCUGGAGCAGGAAGAGGUGCUGGCUAUGGACAAGGAGCUGGCCAAGGAUAUGGCGCUGGUGCAGGAUCUGGAGCUGGUGCUGGAGCAGGUGCAGGAGCUGCAGGAGGAUAUGGACAAGGAGCAGGUCAAGGAUCUGGUUCUGGUGCUGGAUCUGGGGCAGGUGCAGGAGCAGCGGGUGGCUAUGGACAAGGAGCUGGUCAAGGAUAUGGCGCUGGUGCUGGUUCUGGAGCUGGAGCAGGAUCUGGAGCUGGAUCAGGAUCUGGAGCAGGAAGUGGUGCUGGUUAUGGACAAGGAGUUGGCCAAGGAUAUGGUGCUGGUGCAGGAUCUGGUAAAGGAUAA